AUGGAGCAAACAAUAAAUUUUCUAACCCCGCAUUCAAGCUUUGGCAGAGACAGGAUAGCCUUGUCCGCAAUGCUAUCAUUGCCUCAGUCGAUUCUACAAUCGCUUCAAACUACUUAUGCCAACAAAUCCCGGUCACUUAUCUUCAGCCUGCGUGACACUCUUGCUAAUCUCAAACGAGAUUCACGCUCCAUUAGUGAGUACAUGAAGGAUAUUAAAUCCAUUUCGAAUGUUUUUGCAUCCAGUGGCUCACCUCUCUCAAAUGAGGAACUUUUCAUCAAAAUGCUAAGUGGUCUAGGAUCUGAGUACAAAGAACUAUAUGCUGCUAUAAGGACUCGAGAUAACCCAAUAUCGUUUGAAGAGCUCUAUGACAAAUUGCUUGCGCAUGAGAUAUUUAUUAAACACUCGGAGCCAAAGCUUGAAAACCCAAUCAUCACUUCUCAGUUUCAUCAAAAAUCAAUCAACCCACACUCAAAAUCCAGGAACUCUAAUCCAAGCAACAACAGCAAGGGGCCCAUGCAAAACACAUCAACCAACCAACACACCAACUCCUUCCAGAAUUCCAACUCUUUCCACCCCAACAACCGUAGCAACCAGCAGAGAGUCUAA
Molecule: messenger RNA, 606 nt
Organism: Nicotiana tabacum (common tobacco)
Lineage: Eukaryota; Viridiplantae; Streptophyta; Magnoliopsida; Solanales; Solanaceae
Source: RefSeq, a predicted model, not a curated record